AUGUCUUCCACGCCCGAGAAAUACUACGCCAAGCUGGGAGUCCUCCUCUUCGAAGGAGCCGAUCUCCUCGAUUUCGCAGGACCCAUGGAGGUCCUGUCUCAUGUCCUGCAUAACCACAACCCGGAUGAUCCCGAUCCAAUGUUCAAAAUCGAAACAAUGGCUCGAAAACCAACCAUUCGAUCCACCCUGACUGUGAAAGUCGACCACCUCCUAGAAGAUGCGGUCAAAGACCUAGCAGAAUAUGACAUGCUGGUAGUCCCUGGCGGCCCACCUUCUGUCAUUCAACCUCUUCUUGAAGGUUCCGCAGAGGUGGAUGUAAUCCGCAGAUUUGCCACUCUGCCCCUGCCAUCAUCUCAGAGACCGCGGAUUCUGCUCUCCGUCUGCACUGGCGCAUUUCUGCUUGGCGGUGCGGGGAUCCUUCCUGGUAUGACUGUGACCACUCAUCAUCGUGGCGUUGACGUGCUUCGGGAAAUAUGUGCUCGGUUCAACGAUAAGAGUGAUCCUCCGACUACUGUUGUGCAUAAGCGCUACAUCGACGGGGGUUAUUUGCCGGGAGACGCUGUGUCUCUUAUCACGGCCGGCGGUGUGAGCUCGGGUCUUGAUGCCACGUUCCAUGUUGUGCGUGAGCUGGCAGGUUCCGACAUGGCUGCUUUUGUGUCUAGAUUGAUGGAGUAUGAUUGGGCUGAGCUUAGGAAAUGA
Molecule: messenger RNA, 699 nt
Organism: Penicillium pulvis
Lineage: Eukaryota; Fungi; Ascomycota; Eurotiomycetes; Eurotiales; Aspergillaceae
Gene: xanA
Product: isonitrile hydratase-like protein xanA
Exons: 1
Coding region: 1-699 (232 amino acids)
Source: RefSeq, a predicted model, not a curated record